AUUCAAACAACAAUAUUAUGUCAAACAAAACUGUUUUGCUUAUUUACAUUUUACAACUUUUCAUCGAAGUUAAAUUUCUUCGCUUUUUCAGGUUUUAACUUCAUUGUGUCAUGUAAAAUUUAAACGUUUUUUGCUUUGCGAGCGGCAGUUCACUCACAUAAAAUGGAAUAUCAAAUGCCAGAAGAGCCAGAUUGUGUCAGUAGAUUUUUUGACGAAAAAAAAUUCUAUUCAACAAGUCCAGAUAAAAUUUCAAUUUCCUCAUCAAGAACUUUAGAUAGUUCUCAAGAUUUGAGCCAGCUUUCAAUGGGUUCGGAGACAGACGGUCUCAGCUUAUCGCAGCUAACAAUACAUGAACCGGAUCCUUUGAAUAUACAACCAUUCUUUAACAUCACUCCCCGAGCGAUGCCCGAAUCUCCGCAUUAUAUUAUUGAAGAAGAAUUCUCCCAUAAUCCAUGGGCGAUGCUAGUCGCAACUAUUUUCUUGACAAAAACGUCUGGUAAAUGCGCUAGGUCAACGAUUAAAAGCUUCUUUGAAGAAUAUCCCACGCCAUAUCACGUAUUAAGCGAUUGUCCUAGUUCUCUAGAGAGAUACUUCGAAAAGUUAGGAUUAAGAAAACGUGGCCAAAUGAUAUGGAAGUUGAGUUAUCAAUUUGUUUCGUCGAAAUGGCGACGGGCGAGCGACCUAUGUGGUAUAGGGAAGUACGGUGAGGAUGCGUACAGGAUGUUGUGUUUGGGUCACACGGAUAUAGACCCUGAUGAUAGGUACUUAAGGUUGUAUUUUGAUUGGUUACAGCGGCAUACACAGUUUAUGGAAGACAACGGAAUUGUGGACAGUGAAUGUAUAAUAGACGAUCCCGUUUCGAAAUACUAUAGAAUAACCUUGAGGAACUUUGUUUAAUUUUAAUUGCCUAAAGAGUUAGAAAAUCAUGUUUCUGUAUGAUCAAAAUUUAUAUGCCAUAAUGUUAUUUAAUAACCAAUAUCUCUGUGUGUAUUGCAUAUUAAUUGAUGGUUAUUAUUGGUUCAAAACCUGAUUUAUACUACAUCCUAUUAAUAUUAUAAAUGCGAAAGUUUGUAUGGAUGUAUGGAUGUUUGUUACUCUUUCACGUAAAAACUACUG
Zerene cesonia (dogface butterfly) is the source of this 1116-nucleotide messenger RNA. RefSeq names its product methyl-CpG-binding domain protein 4-like. The record is from RefSeq and is a predicted model, not a curated record. Gene Ontology annotation, cellular component: nucleus. Gene Ontology annotation, molecular function: DNA binding; catalytic activity. The transcript has 2 exons. Bases 163 to 897 code for a protein of 244 amino acids. Lineage: Eukaryota; Metazoa; Arthropoda; Insecta; Lepidoptera; Pieridae. Gene Ontology annotation, biological process: DNA repair.